Messenger RNA from Jaminaea rosea, 1347 nucleotides. Its product is annotated as TauD-domain-containing protein. Lineage: Eukaryota; Fungi; Basidiomycota; Exobasidiomycetes; Microstromatales. Gene Ontology annotation, cellular component: cytoplasm. The record is from RefSeq and is a predicted model, not a curated record. Bases 1 to 1347 code for a protein of 448 amino acids. Gene Ontology annotation, molecular function: 2-oxoglutarate-dependent dioxygenase activity. The transcript has 2 exons.
AUGGUCUCAGUCUCUCCCCCGCCACGCUACUCAGCUGGAAGUUACGGCGUCGACGCUGAGAAGCCGCUGGGUGCGGGCUCAGCGCCAGCAAGAGCAGUCAACCCGACUCAGCCCAAGACGCAGCCUCCCAAGGGCGCUACCGAUGAGAAGAAGUCGACGAUCAAGGAAUACAACCCAUACCACAACCCCUUCUCCGCCGAGGAUACCGAAGCAGACAAGCUUUAUCCUUACCCUCACCUCAAGCCAUGCUUCCCCACGGACAUCAGCACGCCUGAGUACCAGCCCAUCCACAACGUCGUCGAUCGUGGGUCCUUUGCCGACCCGGCCAAGCGUCACUUGCUCUCGGUAGUCGACAAGGUAGACAACCUCUCCGUCCACAUCGGCACAGAGCUGAGCGGCUUCCAGGUCAAGGACCUCACUCCAGCACAGAAGGACGACCUCGCCCUCCUCGUCGCCGAGCGCGGUGUCGUCGUGCUACGCGACCAAGACUUGGGUGCAGACGAGCUCGUCAACUUUGGACGCUACUUUGGCGCGAGCGAGCGACCGCUGCACCAGCAUCCCUCCUCUGGCGUACCUCGUGCGCGUAAGCUCAACGGCACCUCCCUCGACGAGGUGCACACCAUCUGGCACGACGAGAACAUGCGUCCGACAGGCACCCUCUACACGUCUACAGAGCUCUGGCAUUCGGAUGUUACCUUUGAAAAGAACCCGCCCGGCUUCACGGCGCUGUACAACAUCACGAACCCGGUCCACGGUGGCGGUGACACCCUCUUCUCCUCUUGCUACGGCCUCUACGAUGCCCUGUCCCCUUCGAUGCAGGAGUACCUCGAGACGCUCACGGCCCUGCACUCGGGCACUGAGCAAGCUGAAGGAGCAAGCAAGGCUGGCCUCCAUCUCCGUCGCCCAGCCGUAGAGACUGAGCAUCCCCUCGUCCGCACCCACCCCGUCACGGGAUGGAAGAGCAUCUUUGCCAACCCGGCCUUCACUCGCCACAUCGUCGGCGUGCCCAAGGUGGAGAGCGACGCCAUCCUCAACAUGCUCUACAGCAUCAUGAACGUCGACCCCAAUCUCACCUUGCGUGUACGAUGGCAGAAGAACACCCUCGUCCUGUGGAACAACGCCGUUGUCAAUCAUGCUGCCACCUUCGACCACUGGCGCCCUGACCCCUCUUGCCGUCGUCACGCCCUGCGAGUCGCAUCUACGGGCGAGAUCCCAAGCACGACGUUGCCCGACGGAAGGCCGGGACGUAGCAGGCAGGAGGCGAUCUGGGAGCAGGAAGGAUUCGAUGUUGAGGCGCUGAAGGCGAGGGGGAGGAAGAACAUCAAGAACACGGGCUUCAAAGACUGA